Messenger RNA from Staurois parvus, 390 nucleotides. The record is from the annotation of a GenBank genome assembly. NCBI's taxonomy places the organism in Eukaryota, Metazoa, Chordata, Amphibia, Anura, Ranidae.
GGGAACCCUGCCCCUGAUCUCAGCUGGCAAUUUAAUGGGCAAAUUCUAGACAUGUAUGACUUUCAAUACACAAAGAUCUUGGAGUACAGAGAAAACGGUACACUUAUCCAUGGCUGCCUGUACUUUAAUAAACCAACACACGUCAACAAUGGCAACUAUACCCUUCUGGUGUGGAAUGAGCUAGGAAGAGACAGCAAAAGUGUGUACAGCACAUUUAUGGACAACCCUUUUGACUUUAAUCCAGAGGAACCUAUCCCAGUGUCGCUGUCUCCCGAGGGCGGAGGCAACAGCACCUACGGGAACCCCAUCGAGACAGUGGAGGACAACACAUUUGGGGUCUCUGUGGCUGUGGGACUGGCCAUCUUCGCCUGCUUCUUCCUUCUCCUCCUG